AUGGCACAUGAUAAGGACUCUCCUAUGGAAGACUCUUUUAGCAUUGAUAAAAAAUUCCACAUAGAUGAAGAUCUGGGCUUCAUUCUGCCAAAUCCACUGGAGGAGCUACCCGAUAAGUAUGCUGACUGGAUUUUCAUUGCUAAAAAUCUGCCUGAGCUAAUAAAGACUGGACAAUUACGUGCAAAAGUUGAAAAGUUGCCUCAGUUCAGCAUUGAUGAUCUCCAGGAGCACAAGUUGCAACGCCUUGCUCGUCUGGCUCUGGGAUAUAUCACUAUGGCAUAUGUGUGGAAUCAGGGAGAUGAAGAUGUCCGUGAGGUUCUGCCAAAAAAUAUUGCUGUUCCAUACUGUCAACUCUCUGAGAAGCUGGGGCUCCCUCCUAUUUUGCUUUAUGCAGACUGUGUCUUGGCAAACUGGAAGAAAAAGGAUCCUAAUGGACCCAUGACUUACGAGAACAUGGACAUUCUGUUCCAUUUUCCUGGUGGGGAUUGCAGUAAAGGAUUCUUCCUGGUGUCCCUACUCGUGGAAAUGGCAGCUGCUUCUUCCAUCAGAGAAAUUCCCACAAUAUUUCAAGCAAUACAUGAGCAGAAUAUAGAUAAGUUAAAAGAAGCACUGCUUGUGAUAUCUUCUUGUCUACACCAAGCCCGUGAUGCUUUUCAUCAAGUAUAUGAUCAUGUUGAUCCAAAUGAAUUUUUUGGUGUUCUUCGCAUAUACUUGUCUGGUUGGAAAAACAAUCCCAAGCUGCCAGAGGGUCUGCUGUAUGAAGGGUUCUGGGAUACCCCCAAGCAGUUCUCAGGGGGCAGUGCAGGGCAAAGCAGCAUCUUUCAGUGCUUUGAUGUCCUCCUAAGCAUCCAACACAGUACUGGUGAAAUGCCAUUGAAAUUUGCUAAUGAAUUCCUCCAGGAAAUGAGGCAAUAUAUGCCAAAGGCUCACAGAGAGUUUCUUCAGUCACUAGAAAAUCGUCCAUCAGUCCGAGAGUUUGUAUAUUUAAAGGGUGACGAAGACCUGCAGGCAGCUUAUGAUGAGUGUGUGAAAGCUAUGGUGAACCUGAGGAACUACCAUUUGCAAGUAGUAACUAAAUACAUUAUAAUUCCUGCACAAAAGCAACAAAAACCUGAAGAUUCAGCCAAAGACACAGAAACAGAAACUAAAGGAACUGGAGGCACUGAUCUCAUGCAUUUCCUAAAGACUGUAAGAAAUAAUACACAGAGAUUCCUUUUGAAGGAUGAUUAA
Messenger RNA from Chrysochloris asiatica (Cape golden mole), 1230 nucleotides. It is a transcript of the gene IDO1, whose product is annotated as indoleamine 2,3-dioxygenase 1. Gene Ontology annotation, biological process: 'de novo' NAD+ biosynthetic process from L-tryptophan. Gene Ontology annotation, cellular component: cytoplasm. Gene Ontology annotation, molecular function: indoleamine 2,3-dioxygenase activity; metal ion binding; L-tryptophan 2,3-dioxygenase activity. The record is from RefSeq and is a predicted model, not a curated record. NCBI's taxonomy places the organism in Eukaryota, Metazoa, Chordata, Mammalia, Afrosoricida, Chrysochloridae. The transcript has 11 exons. The coding region runs from base 1 to 1230 and encodes 409 amino acids.